UUGUACCUUCGCCUUUUCGUCCAUUUUGGGAGUCCAAGCUAAGUCUGCUAAGCUAACUGCUAUGUGGAGCUGCAGACAUGGAUGACGGCGACGAGCUCGGAAUAGUUCUCUCCCACAACACAUCCUCUGGUUCCAAGUCGGGUGGUGACAAGAUGUUUUCAUUAAAAAAGUGGAACGCCGUUGCGAUGUGGAGUUGGGAUGUCGAAUGUGAUACUUGCGCCAUUUGCCGGGUGCAAGUGAUGGAUGCAUGUCUCCGAUGCCAGGCGGAAAACAAGCAAGAGGACUGUGUUGUUGUUUGGGGAGAAUGUAACCAUUCCUUCCAUAACUGCUGCAUGUCCCUUUGGGUGAAGCAGAACAAUCGGUGCCCCCUCUGCCAGCAAGACUGGGUGGUUCAGAGAAUCGGCAAGUAAGGCCAGCACCUUCGCGACGUGAUUCACAGACUUCAGCUGCACGCAUCCGAGGGUGGACACAGAUCUGGCCAUGAUCAUUACGACGCCCCAUGCAGAGCCGCUGUCUACAUCUUGCCUCGGCAAUUUGAUUGCAUGUUCCAGUCCUCCCAGUGUCAGAGGCGGGCAAUGAACUAACAAGUGGAUGCCAACCACAAUCUGACUGACUCGUGGCUCAUGAUUGAUGUGCAAGGAUGAAGAAAGAGGAUGACACUUUACAGCGCGCGGUCACUUGUUAGCUUUUGAGUUUUUUUGUUUUUUUGGGCGGGGGGGUCAAAUAUGUGACUUUAAUUUUUAGGAAUAAAAAAUGAUAUACUGUAUGUAAAUGGAUGUAUUUUGCUUCUUUUUAGUGCAGUUUUGGGAUGAUUUCAAUUCAGUGGCGGGCCGUGCAUUUCAACCUUAGGCCUUCGGUGACGUCACAUACAUGAACGCAAUAUAGGCUCGUCAGGCAGCACUUAAUUUCAGGUGCAUUUAAAACCAUCAAGUAUGCAUUCACAAUUAAGAGCAGGAAACUAAAUUUACAUAUAUUGUCAAAAAUAAAAAUGAUUUAAAAAAUACUAAAUAAAAUGCCACCCAAAUUACGCUGUGUGAUCAUAAACAAGUCUGUCCAAUAAAUUGCACAAUGUCGCGGUUUCAUAUAAGACACCAACCACACGAUAACAAAACAAACUAUUCUUUGAGAAUAAAUUAACAGAUCAUUUGCAUUUUGAGAAUAGGCUAUACAACAGCAAAUAACUGAAAAUGUUGAGCAGCUGAGAUUGAACGAAUUUUAGUGCACGAAGCUGACUACAAUGCGCCAUUAUAAAUUGCAGGUGAGCCAAUUUAUUUGAUACAUUUUUGUAUCUUUGUCAUUUUAUUUCGUUACCAUUAAUACUAACGAAAUAAAAUAAGAGGAAA
Molecule: messenger RNA, 1343 nt
Organism: Hippocampus zosterae (dwarf seahorse)
Lineage: Eukaryota; Metazoa; Chordata; Actinopteri; Syngnathiformes; Syngnathidae
Gene: rnf7
Product: ring finger protein 7
Exons: 3
Coding region: 78-410 (110 amino acids)
Biological process (GO): ubiquitin-dependent protein catabolic process; protein ubiquitination
Cellular component (GO): nucleus; Cul5-RING ubiquitin ligase complex
Molecular function (GO): zinc ion binding; cullin family protein binding; ubiquitin protein ligase activity
Source: RefSeq, a predicted model, not a curated record